AUGACAACAAUCAAGAAAGUACCUAUUUCAAACUUUGCUUCAAAUGAUCAAUUAGGUUUGAUUGCAUACUCUUUAAAUAAUAUAUUACGUGUUUUCAACACAAAGACAUCAACAUUUAUUAAUAUAGAUGCUACUAAACAACAUCAAGAAGCUAUUAAAUCGAUUGAAUUUAGCAAAGAUGGUACUCAUUUGAUUACAUCAUCAAACGAUAAGACUAUCAAAGUUUGGAAUACUACUGAUUUAUCAUGUAUCAAUUCAAUUGAUACACCAAAGAAAAUAUCAUCAGCACAAUUAACUCUUGAUAACAAGUCUGUUGUUAUUGCAGACAAGGCAGGUGAUGUUUAUAUCUACAAUCUUGACGAUACCAAGGAAAAGUUGGAAAAAGAUAAAAAGGAUGUUGAAGAUGGAGAGGAAAAGAAUCUUCUUCUUGGUCACUUUUCAUCCAUCACUGAUAUGAUCUUUUCAGAUUGCCACAAAUACAUUCUUACAGCUGAUCGUGAUGAAAAGGUUAGAGUAAGCAAAUAUCCCCAUGCUUUUGAUAUUGAAUCUUUUUGUUUAGGUCAUACUCAAUUUGUAUCUAAAUUAUUAAUUAAAAAUGAUAUAUUGUUGACUGGAUCUGGUGAUGGAACUAUUAAAGUUUGGAAAUGGAAGGAUGGACAAUUGUUACAAUCAAUUAACAUGUUUGACAAGAUAAAGAAUGAAGCACCAGAACCAGCUGCAGUAUUGACUACCAUCCCAUUGUAUAUCUCUAAUGAUCGUGUCUAUGUCUAUGUCGAAGAGCAUUCAACCCUUUUCACUUUCAAAUAUGCCAACAAUGUUAUUGACGAGUCGUCAUUCUCCUCGAUCCAACUCGAGUCCUCUCCACUUGCCGUCCAAGCUGUCGACUCUGGAAAUGUUCUCCUCGUAUCGUUAUGGGCUACCACCGACACCACUCCACUUGUCGUUGCCAUUGACACUGCCAAGAGUGUCGUCAUUCCAGACCACUCUCUUGCCAAGACUUUGAAUGAAAAGACAGAGGUUCCAGCCCUUGGCGACAAGGAGCUCAAGGAACUCUUUGACACCACCUUGCAAUCACAAUUCAAAAAGUACAGUGGUCUCAGCGAAAGAAAAAAAAUUCAUAUGGAAAACAAGAACAAAGAUGACCAACCAGAAGCACCCUUGAAAUUAAGAAAAAUGACUACCGAAGGAGCUGCUGAAGUUUCCAAAUAA
Molecule: messenger RNA, 1209 nt
Organism: Cavenderia fasciculata
Lineage: Eukaryota; Evosea; Eumycetozoa; Acytosteliales; Cavenderiaceae
Gene: wdr4
Product: WD40 repeat-containing protein
Exons: 4
Coding region: 1-1209 (402 amino acids)
Biological process (GO): RNA (guanine-N7)-methylation
Cellular component (GO): nucleus; cytosol; tRNA methyltransferase complex
Molecular function (GO): tRNA (guanine(46)-N7)-methyltransferase activity; protein binding
Source: RefSeq, a predicted model, not a curated record